UUGCAAUGUAAUGGAACCACAACAAUGUUCCUUAGAGAACAAGUGUAAAAGUGACAUCUCUGUGAGAUGACGGCAACCCCAGUGAUAAUAUCACUGUCCAAUGUAGACCUGUUGUAUAGGUCAUGAUAAAAAGAGAAUCACACUUAAAGAUCAAUGAGGGAUUGCACCAAGCAUACUAUUAAUUAUAGCUUGGUGUCAUACAGAGUUAAGGAAAGUUUAUCUUGAGAUACUUGCAUCACAUAAUCGCAUUAUGAAUGUAUUAUAGACUUGUACAUAGCCUCAUGAACCAGUGCUUAUUGUAUGUACAAUACAGAACAGAUUGCUUGUGUGAAGUGGAUUGUGCAUUGACAUCAUUCACAAGUUUUGAAUGAAGUCACUCCCCACAGUGCAAAUCUUCUUUAUUUAGAUAUUGGCACUAGAAAUCCUUUUGUCACCAUGUUUUAAUUUAUUUGUUUAUUCAUUUGUUUUUAUUUUUUAAGCUUGUUCAUAACCCUACUUUUCAGUUUUGUAAUGUCUGUUAUGAGACCUUGUAACUAACUUUUUUAGUCACUGGAGAAAAGAAGUGCAGUACAAUAAUUUGUCAGUGUAAGUUGACUGUACAAUGGAGUGUGCCAAUAAGGAAGCAGUUUAAUGUUUGCUGCACCUCAGACAACACUCCAAAAACACCUGCCACUUUGGCUUGUGUUUUAAGUUUACUGUGAUACUUUAAAAGUACAAAUUUUCAUAGUUUCUUUCAUAUACAUACAAGACUUUCUCAUUGAAGGUGUCAGCUUUUGAUCUGUCAGGUUCUGCUAUUUGUUUUAUAUUCAUUGGUGAUGAGUCUGCUUUAUGUAUCUUUUAAUUGUCAGCCGGAGCCUAGUUGUUUUUGUCACCUUGUUUAAAACUAAAUUUGGGUUAAGUUUGAUGAAGGUAGUGGCUUAUCUGACAGUAUUACUUGCUUGAUAGGAAGGCGACAGGAAUUAACUCUGUGACAAAGGCCUGUGUGCUUUGUAGCUCCGCUUCAGUUCAAGGUCUUGGAAGACAAUGCCACCACAGAUUGCCAUUUUGGAACAGUUUUAGUAUGGUUUCCAAGUGACACCUGACCAUGCUCUGGGCACUAUUACUGAAUAGUUAGUACUUGAAUCUCACCAAGAUUUUACUUGGUUGAAAUAUACAUUAACAGUGUACGUCCAGUUCCUCUACACUGAGAUGUCAGGGACAGAACUAGGUAAAAUUCCUGUGGCUGUGUUUUAUGGGCACAGCAGGCUUGGCAAUGCAUUGUAGUACACUGUAAUAUGAGAUAAUUCAUAACUUUUUGCAGCAUGAACUGAAUGCAGUUUUAUUAAACAUUUUAUGUUUCACAUCUUUUCUACAUCAAGCAGACAUUAAUGUUUUACUAGCAACUCAUAUAGUCUAUUUUAGUUAGGUAAAACUGCAGAUUAGUUCAUUGCAAUGUUUUAAAUUUCUUCUAUUUUUCGUUGAUGUGUUUUGUUUUGUUUUGUCUUGCUCUGAGUUCUGCAUGGUUUAACUACAUGAAAGCUCCACAGGCCUUUCUACCAGAAUUGCCUCUAAUAGAAUCUGAGCAUCUAUAUAGAAGCUGAAGCUUUCUCUCAAAACUUGAAUAUUCUGACAGCUUUUAUAUCCAUAUAAUGAACACAUUUCUGGGAACAAGGUGAUAUUAGAUUAGCUGCACUUCAUGAUGCUUCAUUUUUCCCCAAGUUCUUCAAUGUUUCUCUACAGAAUACCAGGAAUGUCUUUCUAUGGAGUGUAUCUUAAGGAAAACUUCUACAGUGUAUACUGGGCUCUAUUACCAUGUAAAUAUUCAUCUUUACCUUUGGAUUCCAUUAUUGGGAAACCUCUACUGUUAAAGAUCUGUAUUCUCAGCAGAUUGUAUGUGCCAGUUAUUACUUGUACAUGGUUCACUCGUGCAGUAACAUGUCAAGACCACACCAGUCAGAUACCAACACAAUCCACCCUUCUUCAUUCUUCACAAUCCCUCUUUCAUGCUUUCCGUUCUACUUCUGAUCUCCUCUCUCUAUCUUAAUCUUGAACUCUCCCUCUUACUCUUUCAUUACAAUAAAUAAGCUUCUCAUCCUGGACUUAAUUCUUUCUACAAUCCACCAACCUUGUUCGUUCCUCACAUUUUGUGUUUUCUCUGCAAUUAUUUAUUGAUUCGUCUUGGAAAUAUAUGCAUCUUGCCAUUCUUUUGUUUCCAACAUCUGAGCUGAUGAAUUUUAGGUCAUUGGUUGGUGUUGGUUUUGCAGUAGUUUUUUUUCUGUUCCACUUCUGAGAAUCCCUUCAUCUUGCAUCAUUAUCUUUGUGUUUAGGUAAAAACAUCUUUUAUCCUCUGCUUUUAAUGUUUUCUUUUCUGACUCUUGCAGCACACACACAUACAUUACUACUAGCAAUCUUCUUGAUUUUAUUCAAGAAUAGCCUUUUUAGCCUCUCAGUACAUAACAUCUGUUAUUUCUGCUGAACUAUUAGUCAUAUUGGUAUUGCACUUAAUACGCUUAAUCUUGUCCACUCUGUUGCAAGAAUUUUGUCAUGCUUUAUUUUCUAAAUCCCAGUACUCCUAAAACACACUUUCAGGAAAUGAGCUCCAACAAGCUAUGAUUUUUAACCUGGUCUCAUUCAUCAUAUCCAAAUUACCAGUAAACAGGAAACAGCACGUCUCUGAUGGAUAUGCAUGAUUCAUUGAGCUGUGAUACCCUACCUGUUUCCAUGCUGUAACUGCUCACUAACUAUUUCUUGGAUCUCUUGUUGCUUGUCCUGCUGUUAGAUUUUUACCACAUUUCUUCCUUUCCUUUCCAUACUUUCAUGACUUCCCUUUAUUCUUCAAUGACGAGUAAAUUUUUUAUUUACUGAAAUUGUUCCUUCUAUUCCACUGGAUUAAUACAAUAUUCAGUUCUUGUGCCUUCCAUUGUGUCAGACAGGUCUCAUUUGGCUUGAUGCUUCCAAUUAGUAAUUCAUUUAAACUUAUUUGGAUGACUGCAACAAAGAAUGGGAAAUCUUCAUGCCUGUAUUGGACACAUUAGAUCUACAUGUGGACUUGUCAUGUUUGGAUUUUUUAGGUCACACUAAUUUACACACUCAUGUCAUGCCUACAAUUUAGGUUACCCUAGAUUUACCCACAGAUGUCAUACUCUAAGUGCCCUUUACUCACUCCACCACUCAGUGUUUUCCUUGUCUAAUGAUGAGUCUACCCACUUCCAGUCCUCCCAUAGAACAAGUGUUAGAUGGUGUAUUCUGGAUGAUGCACACGGAAGGUAUUUGUGCAUAAGGUAUCAGAGAAAGCAAAACUUGUUGUUAUACAGUUGAAGUACUUGGUUGUUUACUUGCCAAACUUUUGUAUUCAUCACCAAGAUGGAUUGUUGUCUCUGUACAAAAACUUGAAAGUUCUUUGGUAGUAGGGUUGUUCAGUUCUCAGCAACAGAUUGGUGUGUUGACUUGGUGUGAAUGGUCACCUUUGUAUUUUGUUGUGAGGUGCUGUGGUUGCUCUGCUCUCUGUGAGGUUUGAUGAUGUCUGAUAUUGAGGAUUUGUUGACUCAGUGUUUUCAGUUUUCUAUUGUUUUGUCAUCAUGUGUCUGCUGCGUGAGGGAUGAUUUUUUUAAGCUGCUUAUAGUUUUUCUUAUGCAAUUGUGUGACAUUUUGCUGACUCAAAGCUUUACAGUUAUAUUCAGAUCCAAUGUUAUACAGCUAUUUUCUUUUACUAUCAUAUGAGCAUACCUCCCACUCAAAUAUUUAAUUACCAAGCAGCAUGAGAAGCUCAGCUUACAACUAGGCACUAUAAAGAAAAAAAAAGUUAGAAUAGCCAGGCUUUCCUACAAGCAGGUGACUCAGUUGUCACAAUUAUUUAUAUCACAUUGAUUUGUAUCCUUUAGGCUUAUUUUGUAAUGUUAGGUCCUGACAACUUUUAUGCCAUACAAGCCUUACUUUAUACCUCCAUGACUUUAGUACCAUGCAAGCAGUCUUACUUUGUGCAUUGCAAGACUGGCUCUGUACCUCAUGAAGCUCCCCUUGUACCCAACGAAGGAUGUCUGUAUUUUUAUAAGCCUUUUCUAGUAGCACAAGAUUUACUUGUACCUUAGCAUGGCUCAUGAUGUACUUGUAAGACCUAGCUUACAUUUGCAGGUAUGAUGUAGGUUGCAAAUUUUGUCAUUGCUACAAAACUCAUUCUCCACCUUAUAAAGCUUACAUCAUACUUGUUUGCUGUAUGGGGUAUCUUGCAAGGCCCCAUGUAUGUUGAGAGGCUUAGAGUGUAUCUGCAAUGUGCAGGUUAUAGCUUACAAGGUUUGUAAAUACUUGGAAGAGAGUAUUUGCCUGUAGACCUUGUUCCUUGGAGGACUUGCCGUGGCUGAGGCAGUUUUCUCUUACAAGUGUAACAGAACAACAUGUAGCCCAGUCUGCUGCUUUUGCCACAGAGUCAUAGUGGAAAUAGCAUCUGAUGGGUAAUGUGUUUACACUAUUGGUUAAUCUUUAUAUUUGUAAAGUGGCAACUUGAGCAGAAGAGAGACUCCUGCCUGAAAAUCGUAGUGCUAAAUUCUGCCACAAUGUCACUACUUUGAUUAGAUUUAUGUCUCUUUAUAAGAUGUGUGUGCGUGUGUGCGUGCUUGCGUGUGUGUUUUUGUAGUUGUGACACGAAAAGAGUGAUGUUGAUUGUGUUCCAUCUUCUUAUCUGCUUUUAUCAAACUUGCCUUCAAAUUCUUGAUUGUGUCUUGCAUGGAUCCUAUUUCUGCACUAAGGUUGUUCCAGAUUUUUCAGCUUCUUUAUAGUAAGUUUUAGAUAUCUUGUGCAUGUCAUCCAUCUCAACCUUUCUACGAUCUUGUAUAUCCGAGUUGCACACAAACACUUCUUACGUCUUUCCUUGUUCAGUGAAUUACCCCGGUUAACGAUCAUCUUUGUUGCUGUUCUUCAUUUGUGUUUGAUUUACUGUAUGUUUUCCCUAUUGUUUGAUGAUUCACUGUCAUCUCUGAUAUCACACUAAGUCUUUCCUCAUACAGUGAUUCACCCAUCAUAGGAAUUGUUUUUUGUUGCAGCUCUUAUUCCUAUUCAAUUAACUUUAUACAUCUCCUAUUGCCUGGUAAUCAUACUACUACUGUAUAUUCAAGCUUUGGGUGAGUCAUUGAUACAUUUAGUUUCUUCCUGAUAUUUGAGCACAAUUUGUACAUUUCUCGAUACGUUGUCUGCUUCUCGGGUAAUUCUGUUUGUGUAUCCCUGUGAUAUCAAGUUAUCCUGUGUUACUCAAUUCUUUCAACAUUGAUUUCUUGUUUUAAUCACUAUAUUUUUUUGUCAUUGAGUUUGGUGUGUGUGUGUGUGUGUGUGUGUGUGUGUGUGUGUGUGUGUGUGUGUGUGUGUGUGUGUGUGUGUGUGUGUGUGUGUGUGUGUGUGUCCGUCCGUACGUCCGUCCUCUCGAAAGAUAAACACUCUAAGUAGGAGUAGGACUUGUAGAUGUCACAGAAAAUUAUCAGACUUGCUUCUGCAUAUAUCUUGUAAUAUUUACCCAAGAUUUAUUACAGGAUGUAGGUUAAGAGCUAAGUCUUAUUCUCAGAAGAUAACCGAGUGUGUAUGCGUGUGUUGCCUGUUCUUAGAAACUUGGUGAUUGUUUUAUUUUGCCUGAGUACUCAAUUCCUAAACCCCAUCCUGCAUUAGUAGAGAUCUUGUUUACAGUACUUCUGUGUCUGAAGAAUAACAGUACUUGUCUGGAUAUCCAUACUAGCCUCAACACUUGUAUAUGUGUACAUGAUUUGUGUCCAGAUGAACUGUGUAUGCCUGUUGAGUUUACUUACACUUUUCCCUCUGUCGUGUGUGUGUGUGUGUCCUGGUAUUAUUAAGCAUUAUUAACACACACCAUCAUGGCUGCUAGGGACACUGGAAAGAUUGUAUCACCAUCUCAUAAACAUGCUAACCAAUCCCAGACUUUGAGGGUGGUAACAUAGGAGACAUUUGUAAUGAAUGAGUGGUGUGAAUGCAGCUCAGGCAGGCAGCUUAUGUGAAUGAAAACCAUCUGGGACACUGAAGCCUGAAGACAGAACCCACAACACCUGCACUUGUUGGUACCACCUACAUAAAGUUACAAGUCUGUGCUGGAGCAUCUGUACCCAUGUAGAGCUUGUGUGUGUGCCUCUCUGGUCCAGGGCAAGAGUGAAGACAGGAUUCAGCUGGUCUUCAUGCAUCUCUCAGACUACCUGGAGUUUUAAGAAGGGGAUAUUUAUUGGCUUGGGGAGCAGCGCGGCGAGAGAAACAAGGAAGGAAUAACAGCUGGAGUGGAGGAACUGUGGCAGAAUCCCUGAGGAGAGGCAGACUGGCUGAGAGAUGAUUGCAGGACCUCAGGCAAGGCUUUUUUUUUUUUCUUUUCCGCGGUAUUAGGGUGUUGAGGGUCACCUUUGUGUGUGUGUGUGUGUGUGUGUUUCUGAACACUGGCGUGAUAUUUACUAUCCUCCUUAGUUGAGCUUCUCUCUCUCUCUCUCUCUCUCUCUCUCUCUCUCUCUCUCUCUCUCUCUCUCCUCAAAACUUGCUGAAGUGAAAGUCUGACACGGAUUUAAUCUUUCCGUCUUUAUUUCCGUCAGCGAGUGGUCUGGUUUUCAUUGCGUGUUAACUUGUGCCAAAGUUGCGAAAAAGUCAUGCAGCACUUUUAAUUAUUUUUUUUAUUUUUUUCUAAUGCUCUGUGUGUGUGUGUGUGUGUGUGUGUGUGUGUGUGUGGAGGGGACGAAGUGGGAGGCGCUUGUCAGGGUAUUUCUGGGUGUAGUGUUAGGUUGGCCGCCAGAUGCAGCUUCCCAUUGGUUGCCUUUCUCAGCCCUCACUCACUGCCAAGUACACACUGUUACUAACUUACAUGCUUCAUGCACGCCGUUCACCUUCUUUCACCCGAGACUUUUUUGACGCAUGAAAAUGUAAAUAUAGUUGUGCCCCGCGUGUAACUGUCAAUAUCCGAUGUAUUUCACAAUUUCGGUGCCGAUGGAUAGGAAUAAUUUUUGAACGCGUUGGCUGGCAGUGUGUGUGUGUGUGUAACUCCUCUCUCAGUGGCUGGUGUACAUAAUGACCUGCUCUGAGAGGGGGGGAGGAAAAGGCUUUUGAUCUUGGCCGUAGUGUGAGGCAUUGCGCGUGUGUGGAAGGGUGUAUUGUCGAAGAUAACGUGGUGAGAUAGGACUGGCAGUGACGGGAGAGCAUAUUAGAGGGCCAACACUAAACAAAAACCCAUUCAAAUACCAGGGCCUCUGUUAAACAUGGCCAGUGUCAUCUCAAGAGGCAGCCAGGGGUUCCUGAAGUGGAGCGUAGGGACGCGGUUGAGUCAUGCCCAGGCUGCAUGUAGGGACAUCCUUCAAGGGGAGCUGGAGGGGAUCAAGGCCGCUGGCACGUGGAAAAACGAGCGCGUGAUCACCAGCAAGCAGGCCGUCACCAUCCGCGUGGAGGGCCAGCACGCAAGUGUCCUGAAUUUCUGUGCCAACAACUAUCUUGGCCUCUCAAGUCACCCUGAGGUGGUGCAGGCGGGGAAGGAUGCUCUGGACAAGUAUGGCGCAGGGCUGUCCUCUGUGCGCUUCAUUUGUGGCACUCAGACCAUCCAUAAGGAACUCGAGGAAAAAAUAUCAAAGUUCCACAGUCGUGAAGAUUCCAUACUUUAUGCCUCUUGCUUUGACGCUAACGCUGGGCUGUUUGAGAUCCUGCUGACCCCACAAGAUGCCGUUCUGUCGGACGAGUUGAAUCAUGCCUCUAUCAUUGAUGGCAUUCGUCUGUGCAAAGCUCGGAAAGCCAGAUACCAGCACAAGAAUAUGCAAGACCUAGAAACCAAGCUGCAAGAGUUUAAGGAUGCACGCAUGAAGCUCAUCGUGACAGAUGGAGUGUUCAGCAUGGAUGGCAAUGUGGCACCUCUGCCAGAAAUAUGUGCCCUGGCUGAGAAGUACAAUGCUAUGGUGUUUAUUGAUGAGUGUCAUGCUACAGGCUUCUUUGGGAAAACAGGAAGGGGAACAGAGGAACACUUUGGUCUUCAGCCAGGUAAGGUGGACAUCAUCAACAGCACACUGGGCAAAGCAUUGGGUGGGGCAGCAGGAGGCUACACCACUGGGCCCAAAGAAUUGAUUUCUCUUCUGCGACAGCGGGCAAGACCUUACCUCUUCUCUAACUCACUGCCACCACCAGUUGUUGCCUGUGCCAGUAAGGUCUUUGAUUUACUCCUUGGAAGUUCAGGAUAUGCUGAAAAAGUUCAAGCCAACACAGACCGAUUCAGAUCUCAGAUGACUGAUGCUGGAUUCAUUAUUGCUGGAGAGAACCAUCCCAUCUGCCCAGUCAUGCUGGGAGAUGCUCGUCUUGCUUCAGUCUUUGCUGACCAGAUGUUAGAAAGAGGAAUCUUUGUCAUAGGCUUCAGCUUCCCAGUGGUUCCCAAAGGGAAAGCAAGGAUCAGAGUUCAGCUUUCUGCAUCACAUUCAUUUGAAGACAUCGACCGCACAGUUGAAGCUUUCAAGCAAGUCGGCAAGAGUCUUGGUGUAAUCAACUAAGAAGGUAGUAGUUAGUGGAUACAGUGAUCUAAUGAAGAAGAAUGAAGAUAGAGGCUACGGAAAGUAGGGAACAAACCUUGGUAAAUAGCAGUGCUGGAUGGUCACACUCCUUUCAUAUUUAAUAUUCAUUGAUUAUUUUUAUAUACAUGUGAGGGUUGACAUCGAUGGUAUAAUUGUCUAUAACUCUAUAUGUAUCCACCUCUUUGGCUGUCUUCAGGAUACUUUCCUUAUAAACCACAUCAAAAGUUUACAGGUGUGACAUUGAUGUUUAUGUAAAUUACAAUGAGAUAUUAAUCCACAAUAAAAAAAAAACAGCAUUACAUCAUGUGGUUUAUAAGGAUGAAGAGAGAGCUCUGAUACUUUCACCAUCUCUUUCAGAUUCAGCACUGCCACUCUUCUUAUUAACACUACUUGCAAUUCUACUCUUGUGAAAGCAGUCUUACUUCUAGUAUGUAACAUUUUAUUACAGUUUUGUCAAGAUAGCAAGUUAAUAGUUAGUUACACUGUGUGUCACUGCAUCAUCAGCUGUAAUCUUUACGUAAAUAGUCUCUCAGUAAAAGAUUUGAUAAAUUGUUGAGAGGAAUAAUAAAUAUAUGAGUGCCAAAACUGUAUGGCUAGUGGGUCAUGACAUUGGCUCAUCUGAAGGAGUGGUUCUGUGCCUACAACAAAAUGUACAAGGUUUACUCACCAUGGCCAGGCACCACAAUUUCCAUUAAUGGCUGUUUUAACCAACAAAAAAGCUGUUAAACAAAUCACCCACUCUCUCUCUCUCUCUCUCUCUCUCUCUCUCUCUCUCUCUCUCUCUCUCUCUCAGCACCAUUGAUGUUAAAAAUAUAUGGAUUCAAUGGCAUGAAAUAUGAAAAAUAGUAGACCUAAUUUUUUUGUACAUCACCUUGCUGCUGCUUAAUAAAUUAUUAUUACCAGUACUA
Messenger RNA from Portunus trituberculatus (swimming crab), 9397 nucleotides. RefSeq names its product 2-amino-3-ketobutyrate coenzyme A ligase, mitochondrial-like. Gene Ontology annotation, molecular function: pyridoxal phosphate binding; glycine C-acetyltransferase activity. The transcript is spliced from 10 exons. The record is from RefSeq and is a predicted model, not a curated record. NCBI's taxonomy places the organism in Eukaryota, Metazoa, Arthropoda, Malacostraca, Decapoda, Portunidae. Gene Ontology annotation, biological process: L-threonine catabolic process; biosynthetic process. The coding region runs from base 7203 to 8468 and encodes 421 amino acids.